AUGGGGAAGGAGCAGGAGCUGGUGCAGGCGGUGAAGGCGGAGGACGUGGGGACCGCGCAGAGGCUGCUGCAGAGGCCGCGGCCCGGGAAGGCCAAACUCCUGGGCUCCACCAAGAAGAUCAAUGUCAACUUCCAGGACCCAGAUGGCUUCUCUGCCCUACACCACGCGGCACUGAAUGGCAACACAGAAUUGAUCACCCUGCUGCUGGAGGCUCAGGCUGCCGUGGACAUCAAGGACAACAAAGGCAUGCGGCCAUUGCACUAUGCAGCCUGGCAGGGCCGGAAGGAGCCCAUGAAGCUGGUACUGAAGGCAGGCUCGGCGGUGAACGUCCCAUCCGACGAGGGCCACAUCCCCCUGCACCUGGCAGCCCAGCACGGUCACUAUGAUGUGUCGGAGAUGCUGCUCCAGCACCAGUCCAACCCAUGCAUGGUGGACAACUCGGGGAAGACGCCCCUGGACCUGGCCUGCGAGUUUGGCCGUGUUGGGGUGGUCCAGCUGCUCCUGAGCAGCAACAUGUGUGCGGCGUUGCUGGAGCCCCGGCCGGGGGAUGCCACUGACCCCAAUGGUACCAGUCCCCUGCACCUGGCAGCCAAGAAUGGCCACAUUGACAUCAUCAGGCUCCUCCUCCAAGCUGGCAUUGACAUUAACCGCCAGACCAAGUCUGGCACUGCCCUGCACGAGGCUGCGCUCUGCGGGAAGACGGAAGUGGUUCGGCUGCUGCUGGAUAGCGGGAUCAAUGCCCACGUGAGGAACACCUACAGCCAGACGGCCCUAGACAUCGUGCACCAGUUCACCACAUCCCAGGCCAGCAAGGAGAUCAAACAGCUGCUGCGAGAGGCCUCGGCAGCCCUGCAGGUCCGGGCGACCAAAGAUUAUUGCAACAAUUAUGACCUGACCAGCCUCAACGUGAAGGCCGGGGACAUCAUCACAGUCCUUGAGCAGCAUCCAGAUGGCCGGUGGAAGGGCUGUAUCCAUGACAACCGGACAGGCAAUGACCGGGUGGGCUACUUCCCUUCCUCACUGGGUGAGGCCAUUGUCAAGCGAGCAGGUUCCCGAGCAGGCACAGAACCAAGCCCACCCCAGGGAGGCAGCUCGUCGGGGCCCUCUGCACCCCCAGAGGAGAUCUGGGUGCUGAGGAAGCCUUUUGCAGGUGGGGACCGCAGUGGCAGCUUGAGCAGUGUGGCUGGCGGCAGGAGCAGUGGGGGCCAUGCCCUGCAUGCAGGCUCUGAAGGAGUCAAGCUCCUGGCAACGGUGCUUUCCCAGAAGUCCGUCUCUGAGUCCAGCCCAGGGGAAAGCCCUGUGAAGCCUCCGGAGGGCUCUGCAGGCACUGCCCGGUCCCAGCCUCCAGUGGCACACACCGGGCAGGUCUAUGGGGAGCAGCCGCCCAAGAAGCUGGAGCCGGCCUCGGAGGGCAAGAGCGCUGAGGCCGUCAGCCAGUGGCUCUCCACGUUCCAGCUACAGCUCUACGCCUCCAACUUCAUCAGUGCCGGAUACGACCUGCCCACCAUCAGCCGCAUGACCCCCGAGGACCUCACGGCCAUUGGUGUCACUAAGCCAGGCCACCGGAAGAAGAUCACAGCAGAGAUCAGUGGCCUGAACCUCCCUGACUGGCUGCCUGAGCACAAACCCGCUAACCUGGCCAUGUGGCUGUCCAUGAUCGGCCUGGCCCAGUACUACAAGGUGCUGGUGGACAACGGCUAUGAAAACAUCGACUUCAUUACCGACAUCACCUGGGAGGACCUGCAGGAGAUCGGCAUCACCAAGCUGGGACACCAAAAAAAGCUGAUGCUGGCAGUGAGAAAACUAGCAGAAUUGCAAAAGGCAGAAUAUGCCAAGUAUGAGGGGGGACCCCUGCGCCGGAAGGCUCCCCAGUCGCUGGAAGUGGUGGCCAUCGAGUCACCACCCCCACCUGAGCCUGCUCCUGCCACCUGCCAGUCCCCCAAGAUGACCACGUUCCAGGACAGCGAGCUCAGUGACGAGCUGCAGGCAGCCAUGACCGGCCCAGCUGAGGGGGGUGCUGCUGCCACCGCCGAGAAGCCCUCCAACCACCUGCCACCCACCCCGAGGGCUAUCGUGCGGCAGGAGCCCAGCCUGGGUGGACGGGCACGGCACAUGAGCAGCUCUCAGGAGCUGCUGGGUGACGGGCCACCUAGGCCUGGCAGCCCCAUGUCAAGAAGCCAGGAGUACCUGCUAGAUGAGGGGCCGUCCCCCGGAACUCCUCCCAAGGAGGCCCGGCCUGGCCGCCAUAGUCACAGUGUCAAGAGGGCCAGUGUGCCCCCGGUGCCUGGCAAGCCACGGCAGAUCCUCCCACCAGGUGCCAGCCACCUCACACCCCCCCAGACACCCACCAAAGCCCAGCCAGGCUCCCCCCAGGUCCCUGGGGGACCUCAUGGUUCAGCCCCAGCCACCGCCAAGGUGAAGCCCACUCCACAGCUGCUGCCACCGACGGAGCGACCCAUGUCACCCCGCUCCCUGCCUCAGUCACCCACACACCGAGGCUUUGCCUACGUGCUGCCCCAGCCUGUGGAAGGCGAGGCAGGGCCAGCUGCUCCAGGGCCUGCGCCUCCGCCCAUGGUGGCAGCUGUGCCCACGCUCUGCCUGCCCCCUGAGGCUGAUGCAGAGCCAGGGCGGCCCAAGAAGCGUGCCCACAGCCUGAAUCGCUAUGCAGCAUCUGACAGUGAGCCCGAGCGGGAUGAGCUGCUGGUGCCCACCGCUGCAGGGCCUUAUGCCACGGUCCAGCGGCGUGUGGGCCGCAGUCACUCGGUGAGGGCACCCACCAGUGCCGACAAGAACGUCAACCGCAGCCAGUCCUUUGCCGUGCGGCCCCGCAAGAAGGGGCCCCCACCACCCCCACCAAAGCGGUCCAGCUCAGCAAUGGCCAGCGCCAACCUGGCUGAUGAGCCAGUGCUGGAUGCUGAGACUGAGGAUGGCCGGCUGGGGGUCCGGGCACAGCGCCGGCGGGCUAGCGACCUGGCAGGCAGCGUGGACACAGGCAGCGCUGGCAGCGUGAAGAGCAUUGCAGCCAUGCUCGAGCUGUCGUCCAUUGGGGGUGGGGGCCGGGCUGCCCGCAGGCCUCCCGAGGGCCACCCCAUGCCUCACCCUGCCAGUCCAGAGCCAGGCCGGGUGGCCACAGUGCUGGCCUCAGUAAAGCACAAAGAGGCCAUCGGGCCUGAUGGUGAGGUGGUGAACCGGCGCCGCACACUCAGUGGGCCCGUCACUGGACUUCUGGCCACUGCCCGCCGGGGGCCUGGGGAGCCAGCAGAUCAAGGCCUUCCUGUGGAGGACAGCACUGUCCGGCAGCGACCCCGAGGCCCAGCCAAGGGUGAGGUGAAUGUUGAGGGUCCACCCCUGGCCAGGGUGGAGGCCAGUGCCACGCUCAAGAGGCGCAUCCGGGCCAAGCAGAACCAGCAGGAGAAUGUCAAGUUCAUCCUGACUGAGUCUGACACAGUCAAGCGCCGGCCCAAGGCCAAGGAACGAGAGGCUGGGCUGGAGCCACCUCCGCCACUGUCCGUGUACCAGAAUGGCACAAGCACUGUGCGCCGCCGACCAGCCUCGGAGCAGGCCGGGCCCCCUGAGCUGCCCCCACCACCCCCGCCCGCCGAACCCCUGCCCACUGACCAGGUGCACCUGCCCCCCCUGCCCCCACCCGAUGGCGAUGCCCGGAAGCCAGCCAAGCCACCCAUCUCUCCCAAGCCUGUCCUGGCUCAGCCCAUGCCCAAGAUCCAAGGCUCACCAACACCUGCCUCCAAGAAGGUGCCGCUGCCAGGCCCGGGCAGCCCAGAGGUGAAGCGCGCCCACGGCACGCCGCCGCCCGUGUCGCCCAAGCCGCCGCCGCCGCCCACGGCACCCAAGCCGGCCAAGGCCGCGGCGGGACUGCCGCCGGGCAGCCCCGGCCCGUCGCCCGAGCCCUCGCCGGCGCGCCAGCCGCCCGCCGCCCUCACCAAGCCAGCCAGCACGCCGCCCUCGCUGAGCGCCAGCCCCGCCAAGCCCCAGUCCCCCGGCGCGCCCGCGCUGCACGUGCCCGCCAAGCCCCCACGCGCCGCCGCCGCCGCCGCCGCCGGGCCCUCCGCUGCGCCCGAGGGCGCCUCGCCUGGGGACAGCGCCCGGCAGAAACUGGAGGAGACGAGUGCGUGCCUGGCCGCGGCGCUGCAGGCGGUGGAGGAAAAGAUCCGCCAGGAGGACGGGCAGAGCCCGAGCCCCGCGGCCGCUGAGAAGAGCACCGGCAGUAUCCUGGACGACAUUGGCAGUAUGUUCGACGACCUGGCCGACCAGCUGGACGCCAUGCUGGAGUGA
Molecule: messenger RNA, 4293 nt
Organism: Cynocephalus volans (Philippine flying lemur)
Lineage: Eukaryota; Metazoa; Chordata; Mammalia; Dermoptera; Cynocephalidae
Gene: CASKIN1
Product: CASK interacting protein 1
Exons: 20
Coding region: 1-4293 (1430 amino acids)
Cellular component (GO): cytoplasm
Molecular function (GO): protein binding
Source: RefSeq, a predicted model, not a curated record